Molecule: messenger RNA, 2084 nt
Organism: Platichthys flesus (European flounder)
Lineage: Eukaryota; Metazoa; Chordata; Actinopteri; Pleuronectiformes; Pleuronectidae
Product: SUMO-conjugating enzyme UBC9-like
Exons: 7
Coding region: 307-783 (158 amino acids)
Biological process (GO): protein sumoylation
Cellular component (GO): nucleus
Molecular function (GO): SUMO conjugating enzyme activity
Source: RefSeq, a predicted model, not a curated record
CAGGUAAUAAACAAACGGGGGUCCUGAUUCGGAGACAGUCGAGCACUCGAGGCGUCGCUUUGUUUUACAAACUGAGUCAAAUCAUCCGAAGCAGCAGCGACAUCUUCCUCCACGUGUGAUCGAGGGAUGUAGAUUCAGUCGUUCGCCGCCUAGCUGAUUCUUUAGUUCGGUGCCCGGACGUCGAAUCGUGUGUUUUAACCCGACAAGCUAACGUUAGCAACACGGGAGCGGACGAGCUGGGCCUCAAACCAACGUACAUCUGACAUUUAACUGAAAUAAACAACAGGGAGGCGUGGAUGAGCAGCGAUGUCUGGCAUUGCUCUCAGCCGACUGUCCCAGGAGCGUAAAGCCUGGAGGAAGGAUCACCCGUUUGGUUUCGUUGCUGUUCCCACUAAGAAUCCGGACGGGACCAUGAAUCUGAUGAACUGGGAGUGCGCCAUUCCUGGGAAGAAAGGAACCCUGUGGGAGGGAGGACUCUACAAACUGCGAAUGCUCUUCAAAGAUGACUACCCGUCCUCACCACCCAAAUGCAAGUUUGAGCCACCAAUAUUCCACCCGAAUGUUUACCCCUCAGGCACCGUGUGUCUGUCCAUCCUGGAGGAGGACAAAGACUGGAGGCCAGCCAUCACCAUCAAACAGAUCCUGUUGGGGAUCCAGGAGCUGCUGAAUGAGCCGAACAUUCAAGACCCAGCACAAGCAGAAGCCUACACGAUUUACUGUCAGAACAGGAUGGACUAUGAGAAGCGGGUACGGGCACAGGCCAAGAAGUUUGCCCCCACAUAGAGAGGAGGGCUGGCCUCCAUCCUGCCAGAGCUGCCUGAGCUGAUGGUCACAAACAAACAGGAGGCAAGCGACACCUGAAGGACCACUCCAAUAAGAAUCCAGCUUCGAGUAUUAUCAUAUUAUUAUACCAUUACACAGAAGACAGCUUUCUUUCUUUCAUUCUCUCUUUUGUUCUUUCGUUCUCUCUUUUAAACAACAAGAGAUCAUACUUUUACCCAUCUCGCAGAAAUAUGAAUGCGUUUUAAUCCAUAGCUGAUGAUCCUGAACUGUAGAUCUCUGCUGUCAACGUGAACUUUACUAUUUGUUUACUUUUUUGUAUAAUUCACUUCAUCCCCACUUUUGUCCUGAGAACUUCAGAGCUCUCUCUUGCGCCUCCGUUAGGACAUCAGUCAUGCCGAUGUGCUGUAGAAAUACGAUUUCAUUUCAUAAAGCCCUCUCGGUGUAAUGUGGAGUCCGUUCUGGCUGAGGAAGAGUGUUUCUGUAACUUUUCAGUUGUUAAUAAAACCCCUGGGAAUUUAGCAGGUUGUGUGUCAUGAAUAUGGGUUUAAACCGGCACAAAGUCACAAACACAGUGGAUGUCAAUCCAUUUGUUGUGUGCUCGUCAUCCCUCCUCUCAUCCGCUCACAUCAGACUUUCCAUUAAAGUUGUUCAAUGUUGAUUUCAAGUAAAGCAGUAGCAGUUACGUAGGUAGGAAGCAGCGCUCUGUUCACCUCCGAGAAGGACGAGCGACCUAUGAGAACUGGGCCCUGGGUGGGGGGGGUGUCAGGGCUUGUCUUCCUCCUUUGAGCUUCAGUCGUCAUGUUAAUGCAGUGAAACUAAGAGGAACUUAGGGUUAAGAUUCUUUUUGUGAAUCCAACAGGGAGUGAGACAGUUUGUCAGUUACAGCGAUGAGCCCGAGGUCACUCUGACCGCCAGUAAAAAUUAAUUAGAAUAGUUUCCCUGUGUGUUUUUCUUUUAUCCUGCAAAGCUUAAAAAAAAUGAACGUCAACAUCAUAAAAUCCAGAAACGGGUCCAUCUCCAAGUCGGUGUGGCCGAAGGAUCCUCAUCGGAACGGCCUCGGAAAUGAAAAGCAAAAGAAAGUGAACUUGGGAGCAAGCGAAGGCCUGAGAUUGUUUUUUUUUUUUCUUUUUUUUUUUUGCCUCUGAAUAUAUGAGUGCAUGUACAUAAUAUAAAUAAUGACAAAUUGUGGAAGUUAUGUUUUAUAUUGUUUUAGCCAGUUGACAUUUGUGUGUGAUAUUAGAACAAAACACAAUAAAUGGCAUCAAAUUGUGAAAUAAAGUUGAAUAAAAGAACAAAACAUU